Molecule: messenger RNA, 789 nt
Organism: Symbiodinium natans
Lineage: Eukaryota; Dinophyceae; Suessiales; Symbiodiniaceae
Source: the annotation of a GenBank genome assembly
AUGAACGCGAUGGACAUGCUGAUUACCGACUCGGAGGAGGAGGAGGAAGAGGCGCCCAACGUCAAGGUCGUUUGGCCGAAGGCGCCCUCACUGCAGGAGUGGGCCGAAGUGCUGCCUACGGAGGGUGCGCCAGAGACGCCACGGCAGGAGCCCCGUGGGCAGGUGCGGCAGAUUACGCCAGAGGUGCGGCAGGAUGAGGCCGAUCCCACCCGCUUUUGCGUAGAGGGCAAAGAUCGGAGCUGGUUCCUGCAGAAGGGCGGGGUGGUUUUCGACCGGCCCCGCCCGGACAGAUUCCGCCUGGAUGUGACCUUCAGCGGCGGCCUGCAGAGCCGCUUUGGCGAUGACUACGCCGAGCUGAGCCGGGCAGAGCAGUCGGACACCAUCAACUGGCUGGUGGCCGUUGGGGUCGCUAGACAUGAUGCGGUGCUCACAGGCUACAAGGACUGCAAGACCACGGGCUUCUAUUUCAUCUUCCACCUGAACUAUCGGCGGACUCGGUGGCGUAUUGUCGCCUGCCCCCACAACGCUGAGCUGGAGGACCUCAGCGGCCAGCGUUUCUCUUGCGAUCCGCAGGAAGAUGACCAGUUCGAGCUGGACGCCUACGAGGGGCAAACCCUGUCCGUGGAGUUCGCGGAAGGUGAGCUGUUCGUCGCCGAACGAAACCAGCGGCGCGCGCUGGGAAAAUGGGCCUUCAAUGAUGGCAGCACGCGGCUUCCAGACGUGAAGUACUUUCCGGCAGUGCUGACCUCCAACUGCCCCACGUCUUUGACCGCCGUGGUGGCCGCGUGA